AUCAGACUCUAUAUCUAGAUCUCACCACGUAACGGGUUUGUUUUGCUCUCGAUUCUCGACUCAAAAAGAGAUUGGCAAGUUUAAGGAAAAAGCAUCGUUACGAGAUUUCAGUUAUAGCAGGUGAAUCAAUUUAGCUUGUCAAGUAAUAUGAAUUCAUAUUUAUUUGCUCUGUUUCUGUGUGGUGCACUUUUAUACCAAACAGAAUCUCUUCCCAGGUGGAGUUGGUCAAAAUUAGCGGAUUUAGAAUCUCUGCCCCCACAAAAAGAAAAGCUAAAAGACUGCGUAGAUGGCCAAUGCUUGCAAGCUUGGAAGUGCCCCGAAAAUGAAACAGCACUCAAAGAGCCAACAGUUUGUUCUAGACGCAGUGGAGGACCGUGGAUAUGUUGCAUUAGGUUUCCAAAGAAUGAAAGUAUAAAAUUUACUGAAAAAUCAGAAGCAACUACAUCACAUUUUAUAGAGCGCCUUAUUGAAAGCACAAAAGAUUCAAGGUUUAUAAGUAUAUCAACGACUCCUGAUUGGAUUAGUGUUGAAGCUAUUGCUGAACGAAAUGAAAAGGAAAAUUCGUCUUCUCAAAAUACUGUGGCCGAAUAUAAACAAAACGAAAAGAUAGUUAAUUGGGGGAAGUCUCAUGCUUAUUCUCCAAAACAUUCUUAUGAAGAUUCCCGCAAUAACGUUGCCUCCAACAAUGCAUACAAACCGUACGUUUGGAGCAAAGGUUCUACUUCAGGUCCAUUCAGUCGAAUAACCGAGGUUAACUGGCUUAAUCCUGUUUCAGCUGAACUUCGAAACAAGUAUCCUUCUGAAACAGAUUAUGACACUGCCCCAGAAAAUUCAUGGGACAAAUCAUGGGAUUACAAUCACAAUAUUCACAGCACUAAAAAGACAACAAAGAAUUGGAUUGUUAAGCCAACUCCUUCUUCUAGAUGGUCAUCUACGAAGCCAUCUUGGAACAGAGAUCACACAUCGAGUAAAACCACUAACAAAUGGGAAAUCAGGACAACUGCCAGUUCUUGGGUAAGACCAGUGACUGAAACACGGGAUAAAGUUCCGAAUUCAAGAGAUACAGUCAGUACUCCUGUGGCACAUUCAUGGACAAAAUCCACUAAAUCGGUUCAUGAUUGGAAUUAUUCUUCAGAUUCGUAUGGAAGUACCAAAACUCGUGAAAUAAGUACUACUUCAAAGCCUAGGACGAAAUCAACGGCACAAUCUUGGAGAGCAACAGCUAGUUUUCAAAAAAGUAAUAACACCCGCAGUACAGUCAAUACAUGGGUGAAACCUACGAAAGAAUCCUGGAAUUGGGAUUCCUCAUCAAACACUGAGAAAAAAAGUACCAAAUUUCGUCCAAAUGUUCCUACAACUAGUAAAUCGACAACAAAAAAAUCCACAAGAACUUCAUCAACGACGAAAUUAAUAUCAAAGCCUACUGCAGUCUAUACAAGCAAACAAACUAUAAACAAUCGAUUAACAACUCCCAAGUCAUCAUUUACACGUUCUACAGUUAGCACACAGAAGCCUUGGGGAGUAUCUUUCGAAAAUAUAGAAAAGUCCAGAAGCUCUUCAAGAAUACCAUCUGUUGGUACACGAUCUACCACCAAGAAAAAUUCGAGAACGACACCAUUGCCAGAUGUUAAUUCUCAAAGAUGCGGAAUUCGAGUCACAAAUAGAGGAGCUUCUCGUCGCUCAAAGCGACAAUCGAGUUCUGAAGAAUUUGUAUAUACAGAUGGCUCAGAAGCAGGAAGAAACCGGUCACCUUUCCAGAGAAUUGUUGGUGGCAAAGAAGUUGAUCCGUUCUCUUGGCCAUGGAUGGCUGCUUUGUAUCGAGUGUCUGAAUCCGGUGGCAACAGGUUCUUGAGCGCCGGUUCUCUUAUCAACAGAAAUUUCGUGCUGACCGCAGCGCAUGUCUUCACACCAGAUGAUCUCAGGUCUGCCUCCUUUGUGGUGAUGUUGGGUACCCACACAGCUAGAGAAGCAGUGGCCGAGUACGUGGUGAUGUAUGUUCUGAGACAUCCUAACUAUCAGCAGCGGUACUACUACAAUGACAUAGCUUUAUUGAGGUUGGAGCGAGCCGUGGACUUCAACGAAUAUGUAAUGCCCGUCUGCCUGCCUUCGCCAUCAUUGCCACUCGUGAAAGAUGAAGAUCUGGAGGGAAAACCAGUCACCGUCAUGGGCUGGGGAGACGAAUCCUAUGGUGGCAAGACUAGUCGUGUGCUGAGGGAAGCCUCGUUUCCGAUCGUUCCCAGAAAGUCCUGCAAUGAGUCUUACUUCCGAGUGGCCUCCAACAGAUUUCCCAGAGGAAUCACUUCCAACAUGCUGUGCGCUGGAGAUCCCAAUGGAGGCAAAGAUGCUUGCCAGGGUGAUUCUGGAGGCCCUUUAACCGCUGUCGAAAAUGGAAGACACACGCAGGUGGGCAUUGUGUCUUUCGGAUACAAAUGCGGAGACAAAGAAUAUCCUGGCGUGUACACCAAAGUUGCUCCUUAUCUCAGCUGGAUUGCUGAAAACGCCCGCUGUGACGACUACAGUGAUUAUCCCAAUUAUUACUCCAGAUAAGGAUAAUUGCUCAGACAGUUACUGAUAAUCAUUGCCGCACAAUUUACUCUUAUUUCGUCUGAAAAAUGUACAUAUUUUUCUAUGUACAGGAAUGAUUGAUCUUGCGGGCAAUCAAUCGCAUUUUAGAUAAUUUGUAUAUCAGUCUUUCUCACAUGCACAUAGAAAUUUCAAUAUCUAUUUCUACCUCUGAUGUAAAAAUUCAGGUAAUAAGUAUCAGUAUUUGUAUCCUUUUUCUAAUUUCCUUGGGUGAAGGAAUAUAGUAGAAUAGCCACUUCUUUUGGAGACUCAAGCAUAUCCAUCUUAAUGAAAUGGAUGAUUUUACUAAGAAACAAAAAAUGAAAGCUGAAACACUUAAAUGAAGUCCAGAGGAUCUAGGAUCUAUUGCCCCCACCAAAAGUCCAUAGUGGGAUUGAAGACGACAAGCUAGCAUAUGAGAUUUUAAUAAACUAUUUCGAACUAUAUUUUACUGUUGGGUGAUGUGUGUGUUGGAUGAGAUUUAUCAUCCAGCAACUGGCAUUUGUAUGGCAGCUAAGCAAUUUAUUAUGUGUUUUUAUGCAUACAAAUAAUAUUUUUUAAAAUUUUGUUUAGCUUAAACUUUUAAUCAAAUUAAAACCUUAGUAUUCUUUCUUCUUGAUCAGUACUGAUUGCAAAUCUCCAGAAUUGGGAUGAUAGAUGUUGUGGAGGACAAUCAGUUCAAGAUUUUAAACUCUCAUUAAUCAUAUUAUUCUUGGUUUUUAAUUUUUUUUUUUAUAUUUGAAUAACAAUAAGGGUUUAUAAAGUUGAAAAAUUGAUUCAAUUUUUUGCAUCAGUACCUGAACUGGUUCAGACAAUUGUUUAGAUAACUAUAUAAAUUUCACGAAAAAAAAUUAUAUAAGCAUUUUAUAGAAAUAAAAUGUUUAUAAUUUAACGCCAUUAUGAUUUAUUCUAAAAAGAAGUAUUGAAUUCGAAUAUGUUGUUUGUAGCCCUCUUAGUAGUUGGAUAGCAAGUAAUAUUUAAAUAGCCUCAGUACAGAAGAAUCGCUUCUCAAUCGUUGAAAUGAUUGUGAAAAGAAUGGACUUCUGUGUGACUUAAUUAUUUAUGCCCUAUUCAUUGUUGAAAGUAGUGAUGACUAUUUGUAUAGUUCUUGUUAACAAAGGACCGGUGUUUCCAAGACUUAUCAAACGAUCUAGACUAAAUAUGUAUUGACGAUUGCACUUCAUCUGUAUUGAAAUAGCUCCUGAUGAAAUUUCUGUGCAUGUUCCCUGUUACAAUAAACCGACCAACAAUAUUGUUACAAUACCUUUACAAUAUUGUACAGCAUUCAGAUUUUUGAGCAACAUUGUGGAGAUAACUUACGAUAUUUUGUGCCAAUAGUAUUCUAAUGUUGAGCAGCUACUAUUAACACUAGUCCUUUUUGCCAACAAUUUCUGUAUUGUUCCUUUUGCUUUGGUCCUUUUAAUGUCUGAGCUUAUUGUUAAAAAGCUUUCUUCUAAACUUUGAAGGAAUUUCUAUUUCAAGACUAAAAUGAGUGAAAUUAUUAAAUAUAACAAGGCUUCUUAUAAGUAAAACUAAAUGAAAAUUAUUUAAAGAGUAAAGAUGGAAACAUAUAAGUUAUUCUUGUGUAAUUUUAAAUAAAAAUAAAAAUUACGAGAUAAUUUAAAUAAUCAGAAAACAGAAAAUAAAACUUUCUAUACUAUAAAAUUUUUGGAAGUUAAUUCGAAAGUCAUUUUUGAAAUUGCAUUUUUAAAAGCAUAAAUAGACGAUAGUGAUGUAUUUUAAAUAAACAACUGUAUAUUAUUUCCUUGCAUGGCAUAGCCAACCAUUUACACAUGCCAUAAAAAUUCACUUCUCAUGUAUUUAUUUUCAUAUUUUUUGCUAUCAUUCCCAUUAUAUUUAGCAUGUUUACUUUUUUAUUAUAUUCAUUUUUUAUAUAUUUUGUGAUUACUCUUUUAAG
Argiope bruennichi is the source of this 4480-nucleotide messenger RNA. Its product is annotated as serine proteinase stubble-like. Gene Ontology annotation, biological process: proteolysis. NCBI's taxonomy places the organism in Eukaryota, Metazoa, Arthropoda, Arachnida, Araneae, Araneidae. The transcript has 9 exons. The coding region runs from base 148 to 2547 and encodes 799 amino acids. The record is from RefSeq and is a predicted model, not a curated record. Gene Ontology annotation, molecular function: serine-type endopeptidase activity.